AUGAACGAACCCAUGUCAAGUAACAGAAGUGAUGAGGAUGAAGACGAUAUAUCUCCAAGAAAGAGAAAGUCGGUUAAGUCAAAGCUACAGGAAAGAGGCCGUCCUCGUCGAGGAGAAUUGCAACAAGACGGGACACGAACAAUUGCAAAUGCAAGACCAAAAGCAUGGACAGCAUCAACAAUCCCCAACGAAGCCAAUCCCAGUUACCAAACCGUCAAGCGAAAGUCAAGUAACAGAAGUGAUGAGGAUGAAGCCGAUGUAUCCCCACAAAAAAGAGAGUAUAAGACGUCUACACAAGCUUCAGAAACGUGGAUUGGAAAAGCGUCCCAGAGAGGAACCAAAAAGACUGAGAAAACAUGUCCAGAGCGUACAACAUGUAGCGUUGGCAUGGAAACUAAUAAUAUCAUUCCAGACUUACAAGACUUCAAAUCAUAUACGGACCCCCAAGAUACCAAAGUUGAUCAAUCGUCAACACAACAACGGCAGACCUGUUAUGCCAUUCGGCGGUUUCGCCCCCUGACAAAUUUACACAACAACUGCUGGUUCAAUGCGAACAUACAAGCAUUGAUUUCGACAAAUGCAGCUGUUGAUGCCCUAUUGGAAGUCCCUGAUGAUGAAUGGGCAAAUCACAAAGACAUGGAAAUCAGCCGUUUUCUGAGAAGAUACAAGAAAAACAAAGUCCUCAAAAAAAAAAAGCACACACGAUCAUUGCUGCAGGUACUGUCUUCACGUAAGGAGGGGUCACUCAUAUAUGGGCAGCAAAAUGAUGCACAUGAGUUCAUCUCCUUGCACUUGGGGCCUAUGAAGUCAAAUAUUGGAAUGAACACGAUUGGAGUGGAGCAGUGUGUACUUUGCACGACUUGCAAUGAAAGAACACAAAUAAGGAGACAUGAAUUCACAGAGAUAAUUGUUCCUGUACUGAGUAAUGCAGAUAAAAUUAGUUUGCAGAGGGAAGUGGACAAAAUGACGAAGGAACCAGACCUCAUAGAACGCAGAGAUCCAUGUGAAAAGUGUAGGAAUUUUUCACAACUUUCAACUCAGAAGAAGUUAAAGACAGUUCCUCAGUGUUUAAUUAUUGUUAUGCAGAGAAACAAAAGCCAAGGAAAGAUGUUGGCAUCGGUGGAACCCUCAGACAAGAUAUUCAUGACCUAUUUAAGGGGGACAGAAAAUGAUGAAGUGAUGAGCAUUUACCAGUUAAGGUCGGUAAUUGUCCACAAGGGAGACACAUGUGAUGUUGGACACUAUGUUACAAUGGUUAGGAAAUCCACUGCAAAGAAUGGUUGGAUACUUUGUGAUGACCACAUCAUAGAAAAUGCACGGCCCCAGGACAUAGCUGCAGUCUAUGAUCAAAGCUACAUAAUCAUGUAUGAUAACACCACUCCAAUACAACAAGAAAUAUCACAACGCGUUACAAGUGACUCUACCAGCCAUGGAACACCAAAUUCGGAAAAUGGAGCUGAGAAGAGAAGCCCACUGAAGAAUGUAGCGAGCAGUCCUUAA
Anneissia japonica is the source of this 1500-nucleotide messenger RNA. RefSeq names its product ubiquitin carboxyl-terminal hydrolase 17-like protein 6. The transcript is spliced from 3 exons. The record is from RefSeq and is a predicted model, not a curated record. Gene Ontology annotation, molecular function: cysteine-type deubiquitinase activity; cysteine-type endopeptidase activity. Bases 1 to 1500 code for a protein of 499 amino acids. NCBI's taxonomy places the organism in Eukaryota, Metazoa, Echinodermata, Crinoidea, Comatulida, Comatulidae. Gene Ontology annotation, cellular component: nucleus; cytosol. Gene Ontology annotation, biological process: protein deubiquitination.